AUGGAAAAUGGAAUACAUAAUUUAGAUAAUGAUAAAACAAAAAGUUUGAUUAUCAUGUAAUUUAAUAUUUUAAAUAUUAGAUCUGAAGGAAUUUACUCAUACGAAAAUAAAAUUGGGAAAUGGAUUGAAUUAGAAUAACAUGACUAAAAGUAUGUAAUAUUAAAAUUAUAAAUUUUUAGAGCUUAUCUAGUUAUUUAUGAUGGUUAAUAUCAGAAUGGAAUUAAAAUUGAAAAAUGGGAUAUUUUAUACAGAAAUAAUACAAAUCAAGAGUUUAUAAUUAUAUAAAAUGAAGUUAAUGAAGAAAUUCUCAAAUGGAUAGCCGCCUGAAAGGAAGAAACUCUAAUAAAUUUUAGUAGUUAGUAUAGGAAUCAAAAAGAUUAUACUUUAUCAUGGUUUAAAAAAGGAUAAUUGAUAGAUUUGAACAAUAAUUUUUGCAGUUAUUUAAAAUAAUUUGUUGAUAGUAAAGCUUAAAUUCAUGAAUAAGGUGAAUAAGAAAAUAAUAGAAGAGUAGGAAAUUGGAAAUAUAUGUAUAAGGAUAAAAGUAUGCAAUAUAAUAAAAUAUUAAUCAAGUUAGAGGAGAAUAUGAAAAAUAAGGUUGGUGGUAGGGCUAAUGGAUAAUAUUUAGUGAAGGAUUUUCUCUAAAAUGGCAAGAAAUUUAUAAUGGUGCGUAUUAAAAUGAUAAGAGCGUUCUUAGGUGGGAUGUUUUGUAUAAGGCAACUAAUUCUGAUUACUUUAUAUUAGGUAAAUUAUUUUAUCUAUAAUUGUACAUUUAGGGUUGGAUUAUAGAAUGAAAAAGGUUUGAAAAAUGGUUAGUAGAUCAAGUUGAGAUUAGUAAGUCAUGUAUUUAGAUAGUUAUUCACAUAACAUUAUAUGAAGGUUGGUAGAUGGAAUAUAAAUUAUAGAAAUGCUUAGGAUGAACCAAUUGAAUAGAUGUAAAAUUAUAUUAUCACCUUUUUUGUUAGAAUGAUUCAGUGAUGAUAUCAUCUAAGAAGUAAUGGUUUCAAGGCAUAAAUAUUGAUUGAUAUAAGGGAUGGAUUUAGAGGAUAAACACAAAUAUUUUCAUAAUGGAGAAGAGAAGUAAAGAAAAAAAAAUUUGGAUUUGGGAGUGUAUAGAUAUAACAGCAAGUCAAAAAUGUUAAGAAACAAAAAAUGGUAUUUGAAAUAAUUUAAUUCAAUAGUUAAAGAAUAAUUAUACUUGUAUCAUUUAUAUUAAGUUUAUAAAUUUAAUAGAUUCAUCUAUUAGUUUAGUUGAAAUUACCGAUUUUUCUAAGAAAUUUAAUAAAUAGAUAUAAAAAUCUUAUCAUUUGAUGAGAACAAAGAAUUCUUUAAUUAAGCACUAUUAAGUGAAAAAAGUAAUUAGUGCAGAAAUUAAGUUCAAAGGUAUGAAUUAAUUCAUAAAUAAUUAGUGAUUAUGAUUAAGAUUUAUAAAACUAAUAAAACAAUAGUCUUAUUAUUUUUCGUUUAUAAUCCUAAUUAUAUCUUAAAACAACUGAUUAUUCAUUAAUUUGUAAAUUUGAAUUAAGACUUUCAAAUAUAUUUUGUAAGGAUCGAAUGUGGAUCUUGA
Paramecium pentaurelia is the source of this 1564-nucleotide messenger RNA. The record is from the annotation of a GenBank genome assembly. NCBI's taxonomy places the organism in Eukaryota, Ciliophora, Oligohymenophorea, Peniculida, Parameciidae.